AUGAGGAGAAAGAAAACGAAAAAAGGAUUCGUCUCAGUUUGCCGUUUUGGAUUUCCUCGAACUGUGAUGGAUUCUCUUAUCAUAAGAGACAUUUUUCAAACUCUAGCGGCAAGAAAAACUCUCAGCUCUAAUAAUCGUCUUAACAAUAUUGUCCGCUCAAAGGAGUCAGAUAUGAUUAAUGACUACAAUCCCGCUUUGCUGUUGGCUUCGAAUGGAAAUAUUGACAUUCAAUAUGUUGGAGAGAAAACAGCCAUUUUGAACUAUUAUGUGACCAAGUAUACUACUAAAAGUGAAAAGACCCAUGCAACCGACAUGUUUAACGAUAUUAACUCUACAAAAAGUCUUAGAAGCCGGUUAUAUAAUAUUGGUCUCAGAGUAUUAUCGAAUCGAGAAUGCGGAGAUUUAGAAGCCAGCGAUACAUUAUUGGGAAUACCACUUCGGCACGGACCCACAAACAACAAUAAGAUGGUUAGACGUAAACAUUCAUCGUAA
Parnassius apollo (apollo) is the source of this 492-nucleotide messenger RNA. NCBI's taxonomy places the organism in Eukaryota, Metazoa, Arthropoda, Insecta, Lepidoptera, Papilionidae. The record is from the annotation of a GenBank genome assembly.